Molecule: messenger RNA, 2879 nt
Organism: Nematostella vectensis (starlet sea anemone)
Lineage: Eukaryota; Metazoa; Cnidaria; Anthozoa; Actiniaria; Edwardsiidae
Product: glutathione hydrolase 1 proenzyme
Exons: 9
Coding region: 473-2338 (621 amino acids)
Biological process (GO): glutathione catabolic process
Cellular component (GO): plasma membrane
Molecular function (GO): glutathione gamma-glutamate hydrolase
Source: RefSeq, a predicted model, not a curated record
UAUUUAUCAAAGCACACUACAUAUACGACCUAUUUUAUGGUUCUCAAAUAGGAUUCUGAUUUUUGGUUUUCACAAAGUAACCGCUUGAGGAAUCACAAACGUAAGCAAAACAAGUCAACAUAAGCUAAAGAGGAGCGAGAAAGAAGAAGACGCGUUGCGUUCUCUUGCGCUUGCCGUCUCACUUCCGUUUUAGUGUGAACCAACCUUUUGUAUCAUGGUGAGGUAUUUUGAUACAUAGUCCAAACACAAAGAGUAAAUUUUGAGCGCGCGUUUACAUAAAAAGAUACAGGUACCAACCAAACACAGGUACACCAUUCCAUCAAAAACUCUUUGAUAUCCAACGAACGGCUUGUGACCUUGCAACAAUUAAUUAUUCAGAGAAACACAAAACUUCACAAAAGAAAAAAAUUCCCAUUAUAUCCCUUUCACUAUCGCUUCUUCUUGCUUGCCGCUUGAGGGGGAUUUUGUGAAGAUGGGACUUUGUGAAGAAACACGUCCUCACCUAAGGCUGCGAAGACAUCUUGUUAAGAUUCUUAUCGGAGUUGCAGUGUGCGUUGUGGUAGUCAUUGCUCUUGGUUUUGCGUUUCACGAUGUUCCCGAUGUGAGACAGCUAAGAAAAAGGUUUAUGAUGGGAAGCAUGACGUCACACACCAAGAAAUUGCCGCAUAAGCAGCAUCACUUCGAGCACGCAGCAGUCGCCGCUGAUAAUUCCCGAUGCUCAGAAAUCGGGCGUGACGUUCUCAAGAAGCAAGGGACAGCGGUCGAUGCUGCCAUAGCAACCAUGCUCUGUGUUGGCGUGAUCAAUCUCCACUCCACAGGGGUAGGGGGUGGAGGUUUUAUGCUCGUUUAUAACUCUCAUCUGAAGAAAGCCGAGAUGAUUGAUUUCAGAGAGACGGCUCCUUUGCAGGCUAACAGGGACUUGUUCCAAGGCGAUGCGAUUAAGGGCAUCAAAGGUGGUCUUGCAGUGGCUGUUCCCGGCGAGCUAAAGGGUAUGGAGGUGGCGUGGAAAAAGUACGGAAAGCUUCCAUGGAAGGAUCUUUUCGCUCCCUCGAUUGCCUUGGCCAAGGAGGGUUUUCCUCUACCAGAAACUGUCUCCAUUGCCAUUAACAUAUGGAAGAAAUACCUGACAAAAGAUAAGGGGUUCAGGAAGAUCUUCAUGCCUUACGGCAAGCUCCUUAAAACAGGAGAGACCGUCAGGCGCCCCAAUCUUGCCAAGGUUCUAUCGCUGAUCGCUAAUGCUAACAGCUCCAAGCCGUUCUACAACGGCAAGCUGAGCCAUACCAUCGUGAGUGACGUUAAGGCAGCUGGAGGGGUUCUGACGCUAAGUGACCUGAGGCACUACAAGGUCAAGGUCAAGGAGGCGUUGAAGAGUCAUAUUGGUAGUAUGACCCUCAUGACAGGUCCCCCGCCGACAUCUGGGCCUGUGCUAUCAAUGAUCUUAAACAUACUAUCAGGAUACAACUUUAAGUCAUCUGAUAUGAAGAAGCACCCAGUGCGCACAUAUCACAGGAUUAUAGAGGCCUUCAAGUUUGCCUACAAGUAUCGCUCGAUGCUCGGAGAUCCGGACUUUGAGAAAAGUGUCCCUGGGGUGGUAAAUGACAUGCUGAGCGAAAAAGUAGCAAAAUAUUACCGCCACAUGAUCCUGGACAACAAGACCCAGACUCCAUCUUACUACGGCUCACGGUACCAUGUGCCCGUGAAGACUGGCACUACUCAUAUCUCGGUGCUGAGCAAAGAGGGAGAUGCCGUUUCUGUCACGAGUACCGUCAAUGGAUAUUUCGGCGCCAAGUUUAUCUCGCCCAAGCUCGGUAUAGUCUACAAUAAUGAGAUGGAUGACUUCAGCGCGCCCGGAAUAACCAACGAGUUCGGCUUACUCCCUGCACCAGUCAACUUCAUCAAACCAAACAAGCGACCACAAUCAUCUGCAGUACCGGCAAUUAUACUGGACAAGUUUGGUCACGUGAACAUGGUCGUUGGGGCGGCAGGGGGGACCAUCAUUACCACAUCUGUGGCACAGGUGAUCAUGAACUACUUCUGGUUCAACAAAAAUCUCCAGAAUGCGAUCACAAUGCCUCGGCUUCACGAUCAACUCUAUCCCGAUUACGCGUUCGCGGAGACAUGGAUGCCGGAGAGCAUAGUCAACGGGCUUCGCGCUCUCGGACACAAGGUAAAUGUGAGUGACACUAGCCACGGUGUGGUCCAGGGCGUGGUAAAGAUCCCCUACAAGUACCUCAAGACGGAUAACCACGGCAAGCGGAAAGGAUAUGUGCACAGGAUGCUACAUCAAGUCUAUGCCGAGUCAGACUUCCGAAAAGGAGGGCUGCCAGCAGGAUUCUGAGAACAACUCCGAUAUUGCGGGAAUUUUGGGAAGUUGUCGCUUGGUGGAAUCUUGACAGGUGGUCAUACGUAACCAAAGUAGCAAGGGAAGUUGCUUGGUGGUAUCUUGACAGGUGGUCAUACGUAACCAAAGUAGCAAGGGAAGUGGUUGUUUUAAAGAGGUAUAAAAUACAGUUUUUGACUGACCAUUAUUUCGGGACUUUGUGAAGUGGUCGCUUUAUACAGUUUUUGACUGACCAUUAUUUCGGGACUUUGUGAAGUGGUCGCUUUAUAGAGCAGGUAUUCCUGACUGUUAUGUCUGAGAGAGGACGUACACUGUUAGAACCGUUAGUAUGGGCAAAGAAGAGAGGGGGAAAUACUGCAACAAAGGGACUUGAAAGAGUAGUUACUAGAGAGUAACAAAUCACUAGGGGAGAGGGGGUAAUAGACAAACGGCUUUAAGUAUGUAGAGGAUCUUGGACGUAACACUGAGGUACCAUAUAGCUCUUUAUAACAAUUGAAACUUCUAAACGUUUUUAAUAAAAUACUUUGCAUACACUGUA